This is a messenger RNA of Glycine soja, 1243 nucleotides long. RefSeq lists its product as uncharacterized. Lineage: Eukaryota; Viridiplantae; Streptophyta; Magnoliopsida; Fabales; Fabaceae. The transcript has 4 exons. The record is from RefSeq and is a predicted model, not a curated record. Bases 214 to 846 code for a protein of 210 amino acids.
UGAUGAGUCGAGGGCGCUGUGGGCUGAUAGUGUGAAGAAGAAGCGGAAGAGGAAGAUGAACGAGCACCAGUACAAGAAGCUCAGAAAACGCAUGAGGAGACAGAAGAAUUAGGACUGGUUCUAUUCUCUGCAUGCUUUCCCAAAGAAGUCUUUUGCCAUUUACUCUGUGUUAGACUUACUACAUAUGGAACAAAGUGAAGCCAUUAUAUACCAAUGAUAUUAAGAGGCUCUAUGCUUUCAUUCAAGAUAAGCAAUCAAGUUGCUGCCUCCAUUUGUGGCCGAUACAAAAUCCCUAUUUCUGCCUUUAUGGCGCAUUCAGGUUCAUUUUUAGCAAUGCAAACCGUCACUGCUGUUGCUGGUUGCCAUCAGUUUUUUGACCCACUCACCAUGAUGUUUGCUUGCUACUUUCCAGCAGACUGCGAAAUGCUUCUGGCAGACAUUGUUUCACAUGUUCUCACUCUCUUCAUGGAAUUCAUGUACCAUCUCAGUCAGUGCUCGAGAAGUGCUGCUGUCAGACACUGUUUCACAUGUCCUCUCUCUCCCUGUGUGUGUGUGUGGAAUUCCUGCACCAUCUCUUGUCAGUGCUUGAGAGUGCGUCCAGCAACCAUUAUGAUGUUAUUGGUCCAUUCUUUUCACUUUUGCCUCCUCUACAUUAGUCUAACUUUACCUGUUCAGACCAGUGCUCAUGUCUCCCCCCUCCCCUUUUUCUCAAACUGCCAUUGUUUUCCAACUAUUAGUUGUUUUAUUUUCCUUUUUUUUUGUGUUCAACCAUGUUGGAGACUGAGACAAUCAUGGCUGAAGAAUCUCCUAAUGACUCUUUCUGUUUCGGCAUCUGGGGCACCCUAGUUCUUGAUAAAGGGGACAACAUCUCCUGGGACUGACCAAGUCAAUUAGAAUUUUCUUGGGGCUUAUCUUCAUCAUACUACUUAGUACUUAUGGCGUCCCCAACGUAUUCGAAUGCAUCUCCAAUUAAAAUGCUUUAGACAUGGGAGUUUUAUACUUAUUUUUUUCCCUUGUGUAAUUCAGCUUUUUUUUUUUGCGUGCAUUAUUGCUAGGGGAAAAAAUAAGACAUGAUCAUAGUAUUACUCAUGUUUAUGGUGCCUCCAAUUCUUUUUUAUUUGGAGCACUUUGAUAAAUAAUGUUAUUCUGAAGAACACUGAACACUUGCUGCCGGCCGAAUAUUACUACCACCUUUUAGCUGGCUAAUAAACCAUAGAGAUGGUUUCUUCUCUUUCUGUGGUGA